UUUAUGAAACCUUUGGUAUACGUGUCUACAAACGAUUGUAUAAUUUAGUGUCAUAAAUCCCACGUAGGUACAUUCUACUAAUGAAAAAAAGAUACAGUUAAAUAAUUAUAAAUACCUACUUCGACCAAAAUACCCAGAAGCAUAGAAAUUUAUGGUUCAUAAACACCUAGAUUAGUUACCAGCAACUUUAAUCCGAUACAAAGAAUUACCGCUAACAUUAUCAGCUCGAUGUUCAGUCAAUAAUUGCGCUGCGCUAUCACUAAACGCCGGUUAGAUUACAAAUCAUUUAUCUGUAGAACACGUCAGUCAUAAACACAUAUGUAAAGACUGUAAACAAAUGUAACAAAAUUAAUAAAUCCAUUACAAUGGCUGUCCCUAGUGUUAGUUUAAUUCUUUUAUUUGUUUUUUGUCUAAAUGAAGCAACAGGAAAUGUGAUAGUUGAAACAAAAUCGGGAAAAGUAUCUGGUUUAGAAGUGAAAUCAAUAUUUCCCGAUGAAAAACAUUAUGCAUUUUUGAGUAUACCGUAUGCUCUACCGCCGAUUGGCAAUUUAAGGUUUAAGGCACCAGUACCACACCCAGGAUGGGAAGAUGUUUUGGAAGCAAAAAAUGCGAGAAAAACUUGUGCACAGUAUUACUUACCACAAAGAAAUGUUAAAAAUUACGGGUUUGCUGGCGAUGAAGAUUGUUUACAUUUAAGCAUUCACACGCCAAAACUGCCGAGUAAAGAAAAUUCAUUGCCAGUUAUAGUAUUUCUGUAUAACGAAAACUUUAGAUCAACAUAUAAUGCUACUAAAGAAUAUGGGAACGACUUUUUCAUGAAAGAAGAAGUUAUUAUAGUAACACUGAAUCACAGAAUCGGAUCCUUAGGUUUCGUAUCAUUUGAAGACGAAAUACUUCCUGGUAAUAACGGGAUAAGGGAUGUAAUAUUGGCUUUAAAAUGGAUUAAAGAUAACAUUAUUAACUUUGGUGGCGAUCCAUCAAGAGUAACUCUAAUGGGCAAUUUAGGUGGAGGAGUGAUUGUAGAUAUAUUAUUGCAUUCCCCAAAAGCGAAAGGUUUAUUUAGUGCAGCUGUAAUGCAAAGUCAGUCUGCUCACCAUCCAUUAUUUAUGACUUAUAAUGCGAAAAAAAGAGCAAUCGCUCUCGCAGAUUAUCUGAAGGAGAAAGCUACGACAAGUGAACUAUUUCUCCAACGCAUGUCUGGUGUAUCAGCAUUUAAAUUAACAGAAGCUGAACUGUUAUCAAUUGACGCGGAUGAAGCGAGAGCAGUACAAAGAGGUGUCGUAGAAUUUGGUCCUGUUGUUGAAAUCGAACAUGACGAUGCGAUACUUACCAAACUUCCAGAAAACAGUACUAUUCAAGUAUCAGUCCCGGUGAUGAUCGGUUUCAAUUCAAGAGAAGCGAUAGAAAUAAGUGAACGGUAUUUACACAUGCCUAAUUUUCUUACUUAUGCUGACAGAGAUUUUCUGCUAUUGUUCCCGCGCAGAGUCAAUUACCAUUUUAAAUUAAACGAUCACAUAUACUAUAAAGCGAUUGAAGACAUUAAAGACUUUUAUUUUGAGGAAGGCUACGUAAAAAUAAGUAAACCAAGCGAGUAUAUGAAUCAAGUUGGAGACAUGGAAGUUUUUUAUCCAAUUGAUAACACAGUUCGCAAAUAUACAAACACUACUGAUUCACCUGUUUAUUACUACAUGUUUGACUAUAGCGGUGAUUUAAAUUUCCGAAAAAAGAGCAUUUUAGAAGAAGCAAGAACUCUCGACGGCACGUGGGGGGCAUCUAUCGGCGAUGAACUAUGUUAUCUAUUUAUUUGCCAGAAACACAGAAAAGUUUACAGGAAAUUGUUGGAAUCCGAGGACUCUGAAGAAAUUAAAGUAGUAUGGUCAAUGGUCAAACUUUUUGCUGAUUUUGCUAAAACUGGAAACCCCACACCUCCAGGCAGUGACUUUACUUGGAAACCAGCUACUAAAGAAAACAGACAGGCUUUAAUAAUAAGCGAAGAGUUAAAGAUGCAGCCACAUCUAUACAAAGAUAAAGUGAAGUUUUGGGAUGAUUUCAUUGAAAAGUAUGAGAAGCUAGCGGUAGACGGUGUAGUGAAAGAUAUUAAAGAUGAAUUAUAA
This is a messenger RNA of Bicyclus anynana (squinting bush brown), 2114 nucleotides long. RefSeq names its product esterase E4-like. NCBI's taxonomy places the organism in Eukaryota, Metazoa, Arthropoda, Insecta, Lepidoptera, Nymphalidae. The record is from RefSeq and is a predicted model, not a curated record. The transcript is spliced from 3 exons. The coding region runs from base 366 to 2114 and encodes 582 amino acids.